GUUGCUGCGGAGCGGCGGUGGCGGCGGCGGCGGGGCGGCCAUGGAGGUGCGUUGCGGCGGGCUGCUCUUCAGCUCCCGCUUCGACUCUGGCAACCUGGCGCGGGUGGAGCAGGUGGGGCCGCCCGAGGGCCCCGCCGCGCCCGGCGGCUCCGCGCUGCCCGCCGCCGACUACGAGUUCAACGUGUGGACGCGGCCCGACUGCGCGCACACCGAGUACGAGAACGGCAACAGGUCGUGGUUCUACUUCAGCGUGCGCGGCGGCGCGCCCGGGAAGCUGAUCAAGCUGCACAUCCUCAACAUGAACCGGCAGAGCCGGCUGUACGCGCACGGCAUGGCGCCCUUCGUUCGCACCGUGCCGGCGGCGCCCCGCUGGGAGCGCGUCCGCGAGCGGCCCUGCUUCCAGAUGGUGGAGGCCCAGUUUGUGCUGUCCUUUGUGCACCGCUUCCUGGAGCACCGCGGCACCACCACCUACUUUGCCUUCUGCUACCCUUUCUCCUACACGGAGUGCCAGGAGAUGCUGGCGCAGCUGGACAGCCGCUUUGAGGAGUGCCGGCACAUGGCUCCCAGCAGCCCCCUGGACUCAGUCUAUUACCACCGGGAGCUGCUGUGCCACUCCCUGGACAAGCUGCGCGUCGACCUGCUGACCGUCACCUCCUGCCACGGCAUGCAGGAGCGGCGUGAGCCGCGGCUCGACAAGCUCUUCCCAGACACGGCCACGCCACGGCCACGCUGCUUCACGGGCAAGAGGGUGUUCUUCCUGAGCAGCCGCGUGCACCCCGGUGAGACACCCUCCAGCUUCGUCUUCAAUGGCUUCUUGCACUUCAUCCUGCGCGAGGAGGACCCCCGUGCCCAGAUGCUGCGUCGCAUGUUCGUCUUUAAGCUCAUUCCCAUGCUGAACCCAGAUGGAGUGGUGCGAGGUCACUACCGGACUGACUCACGUGGGGUCAACCUGAACCGACAGUACCAACCCGAUGCCGAGCUGCACCCCGCCGUGUACGGGGCCAAAGCAGUGCUGCUGUACCACCACGUGCACAGCCGUGUGCUGCCGGGCAGCCCCGACUGGAGGACCUACGUCUCACCGCUCAGCACCAGUGUGCUCAGCACCAGAUCUUCCAACCAUUCCAUCCCAGAGGCAGCGCUGUCGGAGCUGGAGAAAACCAACAACCUCCGCAACGCUUCCAGCACUUGGAGUCGGGGCCUCGACCCUUCUCAGAAACCCCAGGUGGACCUGAUCCUCCCUGCACAGCGCUGCGAGGAGGAAGCUGGGCAGCCGCUGCCGCUUCCCGAAGCCAUCCUACCCCAGCACAGCGGGCUGGCCUACUAUGUCGACCUGCAUGGGCACGCCUCCAAGCGUGGCUGCUUCAUGUACGGGAACAGCUUCAGCGAUGAGAACGAUCAGGUGGAGAACAUGCUGUUCCCUAAGCUCAUCUCCUUGAACUCACCUCACUUUGACUUCACGGGCUGCAACUUCUCAGAGAAGAAUAUGUAUGCCAAAGACAAGCGGGACGGGCAGUCCAAGGAGGGCAGUGGGCGUGUGGCCAUCUACAAAGCGCUGGGCAUCAUCCACAGCUACACACUGGAGUGCAAUUACAACACGGGCCGCUCGGUGAACAGCAUCCCUCUGGCCUGCCAUGACAACGGGCGCGCCAGCCCCCCGCCACCACCCUCCUUCCCCUCCAAAUACACUGUGGAGCUGUUUGAGCAGGUCGGUAGGGCGCUGGCCGUGGCUGCACUGGACAUGGCAGAGUGCAACCCGUGGCCACGCAUCGUGCUGUCGGAGCACAGCUGCCUCAGCAACCUGCGGGCCUGGAUGCUGAAGCACGUGCGUGGCACGCGGGGCAACGGAGCCUGCGUGCGGAAGAGAGAAGGCCGCAGCCCCCCCAGGAGUGCCGGCGGGCUCCCGACCUCAGCCUCAGAGAGCGCCCUGUCCCGCGUGCGCAGCUUCAGCCACGGCAGCCAGCAGGACUCGCCCCGCGUCAGAGCCUCGCCCAGCUUCCCAGGUGCUGCUGUGGAUGCUCCGGGCCCGCAGAAGGGUGACACACAACCCCUGGCACCGCUCCGAGGGUUCCUGCCGGCAGGUGCCUGUGUGGAGUCAGCAUUGGGUACCAGCUACAGACUGCGGGAGGCUCCGCACCGUGGUGGCAGCAAGCCGGGGGCUGCGCACAGCACCGUGCUGCUGCAGGUAUGGCUGUGCAAAGGGGGAGCGGGGGCCUGGCCACUUCUCUGGGGGUCUGAAGGAUGUGGGGCUGGAGCAUGGCACAGCCACGGUUGCACCGGAAAGGGACGGGCCUAAUGUUCUGCUCU
Molecule: messenger RNA, 2304 nt
Organism: Lagopus muta (rock ptarmigan)
Lineage: Eukaryota; Metazoa; Chordata; Aves; Galliformes; Phasianidae
Gene: AGBL5
Product: AGBL carboxypeptidase 5
Biological process (GO): proteolysis; protein deglutamylation
Molecular function (GO): zinc ion binding; metallocarboxypeptidase activity
Source: RefSeq, a predicted model, not a curated record